This is a messenger RNA of Acyrthosiphon pisum (pea aphid), 1517 nucleotides long. RefSeq names its product protein BCCIP homolog. Bases 244 to 1182 code for a protein of 312 amino acids. Gene Ontology annotation, cellular component: nucleus. The record is from RefSeq and is a predicted model, not a curated record. The transcript has 6 exons. NCBI's taxonomy places the organism in Eukaryota, Metazoa, Arthropoda, Insecta, Hemiptera, Aphididae.
GUGAUGACUGACAACUGAUAUCUGUUAUUAAUUUUUGAAUCCAUGAUUAUAAGCAGUAACAAGUAACAACAAACAGUGUACGUACAGUACAGUACACUGGCAGACUGGCUACACAAUAUGAAUACAUGAUAGUUUACAGUAUUUGGCUACACCCUACUUUUAUUCCAAACAGUUACCGUAAAACUAUAGUCAUUUCAAGCGAAAUACGCAAUCCAGUUGGAAGAAACAUAUUGUAUCACGACCAUGGAACCGGCAAGGAAACGAGAUGCACUAGCUGAGGCAUUCGACCCGAGCCGCACAGGUCCCGACGAUCUUGUCACGGAAAUGUUAAUUGAUGUUGAAUUUGUGGGCCGCAGUCUAGAAAUCACAGAUUUUCAUAAUAUCAAACAGUUAUUACAACAACUGUUCUUAAAAGCCCCAGUAAACCUGUCUGAUAUGACUUUGUUACUGAUUAAUCAGCACAAAAUUGGCUCAGUUAUUAUAAAGCAUGCUUCUGAUGCUUCUGAUGCUUCUGAUGAUGAUGAUGAUGAUGAUGAUGGUGAUGAUGGUAAUGAUUAUGACGCCAAUUAUUUUACUGAAAUACCUAUAGAUGACGGUUAUUAUAAUAUUUUUGCCAACAAAGUAUUUGGAAUAACUUCAGUUAUCAAUAUUACAGAGAAGACAAGCGAAUGUGUAAAAAAACUACACAAAUUAAUGUUGGACUUGAGUAACUAUCAUAGCGAUAGUGAUACAACACGAUUUGUCAACGGAUUGUUGAGUAAUAAUGAUAAUCAAGUUGGGCUUUUAAUAAACGAAAGAUACGUAAACAUUCCCGCGGCUAUUUCUGUGCCAUUAUUUCAAGCCCUUCGCAAGGAAAUGUUCAAGCUUAUCAAUAAGAAGCAAUCAUACAAUUUUGAUUAUCUUAUUAUGAUAUGCAAACUGUAUAAAGUGAUGAAAAAUAAGAAGGGGAAAAAAAGUUUUGAAGACUCAGAAAUAAUAUGGUCAAAUGGUGAAGAAGAGUUCUUUGACAAAGCAGCAGAUUACAAGUUUGAAUUUUGUGUACAAAUUGACAAGGGUUCUCGCUUGGCUGGCAACUGGGUUACAUCAGACCCUGGAAUGAUUCCUUUUAGACGUGUUCUGAUUUUCUCUAUGGAAAAAUUCUAUUCAAUAAUUAACCAACUUGAAUCUUUGAUAUCCCAAUAACUUUUUUACAUACUAUUAAUUGAUAUUAAAAAAAAAAACAUGAUUAUUACAGUAUCAAUGAAAAUAUGUUUGCUGUUUUAGUUCUGUCUCUAAAAACCUCUAUAAUAGUUUUUAAUCAUUAAAUAAUUGUACAAGUGGGCUGUUCUAUGUCAUGACUCAUGGCGAGUAUCCACAAAUGACAAAUAUUUUGCUAAGUUAUAUCAGUUUUUAUUUAAAUGUGUCAAUACGGGUUACAAAAAAAAAAAAAAAAAAAAAAUGGGCAUACAGCUGUUCUUUGGAACCUUCUUAAAAUACUAGUUUUUCUCAACAAAAUAAUAAGAUAAUAAAUUAUAUGA